Molecule: messenger RNA, 833 nt
Organism: Xenia sp. Carnegie-2017
Lineage: Eukaryota; Metazoa; Cnidaria; Anthozoa; Malacalcyonacea; Xeniidae
Exons: 2
Coding region: 65-775 (236 amino acids)
Biological process (GO): lipoprotein metabolic process; lipid transport
Cellular component (GO): membrane; extracellular region
Molecular function (GO): lipid binding
Source: RefSeq, a predicted model, not a curated record
AUUAACUUUGAAAGAGGAAUCAAAGCUGUUGUAGUGAGGAGAGUUUGUGAGCUAACCUGGCGAAAUGACACAAUACGAAAAUAAAGAGGAUUUCCUUCUUUUUCUUCAAAAAAUUCGAGCAGAUCUUAAGCAAUUUAUACAAAAAAGAACAAGGCUGGUUACUUUGCUUGUUGACGUUGCGUUCGAAAUACAAAAGCAUGAAAAUAAUAGUCGCAUUGCCCAACUCUCGGGUGAUUCAGCUUCAAUCGUUGGCACUUGUUUAGCAAUUGCAGGUGGUGGGUGCGUUUGUCACUUUGGUGCUUCUUUGCCUCUGACUAUUGCUGGUAUCAGUCUUUCAUUGGCUGGUGCAACAACUUCAAAGGGCGCGCAACAAGUUACUACAAUUUUGCAAUCUAUUAAAGUCAAAGAAGCUGAAGAAGCUCUUCAGGAAGACUUUAGAAUUAGGCAAAGACUUCAGAAUGAAAUUGGCCAUUUUUAUCUAUUCGAAGAUUUAUUUGAUGCUACGGAUAUAUGCAAUAAUGUUGUUGGUAUUUGCGAUGCUGCCGGAUUAUUCGAUUUCCAGUUUUUUCCUGACGAAAUUGGUGUUAUUUUCAAUGGAGUAGCGCUUGGUUUUAGUAUUCAUUCGUUGAUUACGACAUCUAUUGACGUACACAAGGGUUCGAUUGUAAAAGUUGUGAAAGACAUUGACGAAAUAGCUCAGAAGUUGUUAAAUACUAUCGAAAAUAUUGAACACGCACUUAUUGUCAUCAAUAAUUUUAUUGAUUGUAAUAAUUAAUUAGAGUAUCCAUUUUCACCAUAUUGUUUCAAAAUAAUCACAAUUCUGUCCAGUUAAA